UCUGAAGCUCUUCCAGUAAAUGUAACCUCUGCCUUCCUGUCCCAGUUUGAGUCUGUGCUGCAGCUGGAAGCCUGGUGUGGAGCUCAGAAGAAAUCUGCCAAACUCAGAGUCAUCAGAUUUUCAUCACAUCAAUUCAACAGAAUUGCAAUGACGAAGCUGCUGUCAGCCUUCAUCCUGCUUCCUCUGCUGACCGGCUGUGAACCUUUCAUCCUUCCACUGGACUGCAGCGAUGUCUAUACCCAAGACACCAGUCGAACCAGUGGAGUGUACACCAUUUAUCCCAUUGGAGCCACGUCUGCUGUCCUGGUAGACUGGAGUUCCGUGCACACUGUUUGGACUGUGUUCCAGAGGAGGUUGGACGGCUCGGUGAACUUCUACAGACCCUGGGAUCAGUACAAGACGGGCUUUGGUAACGCUGCUGGAGAGUACUGGCUCGGUUUGGAAAAUGUCUUCUACCUGACGCAGAGAAAAAGGUACGAGCUGAUGGUCAACAUGGAAGAUUUUGAUGGAAACAAAGUGUUUGCUCGUUACUCCUCGUUCUCCAUCGAUGGGGAGUCUGACGGCUACAGGCUGAAUGUGUCUGGAUUCACUAAUGGAGGGGCAGGAGAUGCCCUGACACUGGAGGCAGUCGUUGAUAAUCCAGGCCCGACCACGCCAGUAUAG
Molecule: messenger RNA, 663 nt
Organism: Neolamprologus brichardi
Lineage: Eukaryota; Metazoa; Chordata; Actinopteri; Cichliformes; Cichlidae
Source: RefSeq, a predicted model, not a curated record